Messenger RNA from Caenorhabditis remanei, 390 nucleotides. RefSeq lists its product as uncharacterized. The transcript is spliced from 3 exons. NCBI's taxonomy places the organism in Eukaryota, Metazoa, Nematoda, Chromadorea, Rhabditida, Rhabditidae. The record is from RefSeq and is a predicted model, not a curated record. Bases 1 to 390 code for a protein of 129 amino acids.
AUGCUUCUCAAUUGCUUUCUCAUUAUCGACAAUAUCAAAUGGAAACCAAUUCCGUACGACAGAAUGCUGGAAGCCGAUGAAGGCCUGUUCGACAUGCCGAGAAUUCAAAUCAACCACCCCGACUACUCGGAUAGAUGCUUAGGCGAGAUCAAGGAGAACCAACCAGUCAAGUUGAUCAAGACAAACAGUAAAGAAUGGAGAAAACAUCAGAGAAAAAUCGAAUUCCAGUUGGAGUACGUGCUCAGCAAAUGUCACUACGCUUAUGUGGAUUGGUCCCAACAGUGGUAUUUUGAGAACAAGGAUCAAUACGAUUCUGAAAUACUGUUGAAAACCCACAAAAAAAACGCAAUUCGGAGCUUUUAUGAUCACGAAAAAUAUAAUGAAUGGUGA